Adineta ricciae is the source of this 3266-nucleotide messenger RNA. NCBI's taxonomy places the organism in Eukaryota, Metazoa, Rotifera, Eurotatoria, Adinetida, Adinetidae. The record is from the annotation of a GenBank genome assembly.
GUUGUCUACUACAAACCGAAUCGAAAUAUUUCUAUCUCGACUCGUCAUGUCAGUUACUCACUCGAACAUCUCUCACUACAAUAUGUCCAUUAAAUUAUACCUUGAAACUCGAAGUUGUCUCUCCACAAAAUACCACCAUUUAUCAACUAGCCGUGGAAUUAAAGUAUACUAAAGCAUUUCAUAUCAAUAUAACGAAUGAUCAAUCAACAGUAACAUUACCGUUCUAUUGCAAUAACAAAAAUCAGCAUAAUAUUCAUCGAAAUCAAAAGGAGCUAUUUGUCGGCAAUGCACAUUUUCUCCUCAAUAAACAAAUUGCCGAUCAGCAACAAUGCCAAUUCGAGAAAAAUCCCUAUCGAGUUCGUUUACGAGAAAAUGAAUUGUAUAAAGAUUUCCUCCAGUUAAAACCGAUUGUAUCGUGUUCAACGACGCCAAAUUAUCUGCUCGCAUCAUCGAAUUCCAAACGAAAUUUCGAAUACUUUCAAAUCGAUUCUUCCACCGGAUAUCUCAGUUUAAUUCAUUCCUUAGACUACGAGUCAACCACAACAUGGAAACUAGUUAUUCAAGGUCACGAUCGAUCACAUAUUCCAUUUUACACCUAUGUGAUCAUUGAAGUCGAAGAUAUCAAUGAUUGUUCACCGUUAUUGUCAUGGAAUUUUCCAUUGCAAACAAUCGAUAUUCUCAAUGACACCGAUUCAUUCGACAUUCACAUCGGCGUGCUCGAAUCUAAGGUUGAACAAACAAAUGUCAUCAUAGCAAAUCUAAUUGCGUCAGAUUUAGACGCGUUACCCUUUCAUUUUGAACUAAAAUUCAAUUCUUCGCAUUUAUUACCAUUUCAAAUUUACGGUCCGUUUGCUGAUUCAACAUUCGUACUAUCCACAACAACGAAACUCGAUCGGGAGCAUCAAGAUCAAUAUGUUCUACAUCUGAUUUUGUCUGAUAAUGGUCAACCGAAUUUGUCGUCAUUCUACCAAUUGACGAUUUCAAUCUUGGAUGAUAAUGAUAAUGCACCGAGAUUCGAUAAACCGAUUUAUUAUGUUGAUAUUCAAGAAAAUAAUCUAGUUAAUACGAUUUUACUGCAAGUGCAUGCAAAUGAUUCAGAUAAAGAUGAUAAUGGUCGAGUAACUUAUGAAUUAGAUGAUUAUUUUAAGAAUUUCAUUACAAUUGAUAAUCAAACAGGAAUUAUUCGAACAAAAAUCCAAUUUGAUUAUGAACAAAUGACUAAUUUCACAUUCAAUGUCACUGCUGUCGAUCAUCCCAAAACCGGACAACGAUUAAAAACCACUGCGGUUGUGUUUGUCAAUAUCAUCGAUCAAAACGAUAAUUUUCCAAAAUUCCCUCAAUCCACUUACGAAUUCUCCAUAUAUGAAAACAAUUCUCCCAAUAGUUACAUUGGUCAAGUAACUGCUUACGAUGCUGAUCAUUCUCCGUUAAUCUAUUCUCUCGAUAAUCCUUCCCCACAAAUCUCCUCCCUCUUCCAAAUUUCUCCUUCCGAUGGCAAAAUCUAUGCACUUAAUCCUCUUGAUCGUGAACAAUUUAAUCAGUACAUCUUUUAUGUAAUCGCAUCCGAUGGUCAGCACAAAUCCUCCCGGGUCAAAGUUCAUAUUAAUAUUCUUGACUUAAAUGAUGAAAUUCCUCGAUUUACAUUUCCUAAUGAUAAUAACGAUACAUUGAUUAUCGAUCGAACUUAUUGGCGGACUGAGGAUUCCAUUUGCCAAAUUGAUAUUCAAGAUCACGAUCAGAUUCCCAAUCAUACUCUCAUGCUUGUGAAUAGUCUUAGUCAAUUGAAAAACUAUGAUUAUCUAUCCGAACAGAAACCAUCGCUUCAAUUCGAUUCAUCAAAGUUCUAUCUUGAUAAAUACGGCAAACUCUAUUUCAAUUCCACAAAUUCAACGACAUUGAACGAAGGAGUUUAUUACUUAGCCUUCAGAAUCAUUGAUGGUGAUAAUUUUUUCGAUGAGAAAUUAUUAAAACUAAUCGUUGUUAACAAUUACGAACGUGUUCAAACAAUAGUUAAACUCUACGAUCAUCUGGGUUCACAUAUCAACAAUCGCUUUUCGUAUCUACAAUAUCGUUCGUCAUCACAUCAUCAACCGCUACCACAAUCACCAAAUCAUCACUCGUAUCGUUCACGUCAUCCAUCAUCUUUGGACGAAUCCAAUCGAUUUCUCGUUUUCAUUGUUAUUACUGUUCUAAGCAUUAUUCUCAUUGGUAUUACAUUUCUAUUCAUUUCCUUGAUCAGGAGAAAGGCAUUGCAACACAAGGAUUUGUUGAAAAAGCAAGAUUCAUUAUCAACAUCGUCAGCGUUGCAACAACAAUCGGAUAGUUCAACGAUGAAUUUAUUUAAAUCACCUACCCUCAACCCUCAUGAUAAACGGCAAAGUUUACGUGUUAGCAAUUGUUAUGAAUACAACGAUCUGUCCUCAUCACCAUCGUUACUCAUGUUGAACAAAGAUUCGAUCUUACCAACAUCCGUUCUCAAUGAUAAUUGUUGUUUAUUAGAAAAAUUAAAUGAAAAAGAAAUUUAUGACGAACAAAGAAGCAAAACUUAUUCUUCAUGGGUAUUAUCAACGACAACUCGUCCGGAGUCUCGUUAUUCCCAACGUAGUGCUGAUUCAUCCACUUUUCAUUCGUUAAAUCGUCUCUCUAUUCCGUCACAAAUCCACUCAACAACAAGUCUCUCUCAGCAACUAUGCUCACCUAAACGACAUUCGACUAUUACCUACGAAUCCACUGCAACAACAGUCACCACAAACUCAACGACUCAACCGGCAUCCACACCGACUGAUUACAGCGUAGCAACUGUUUCAUCUUCAUCAACAAAUAACUCUCCGCACACACCUGUUAGCUCCGAUGACGGCUUUUGUGGUUCAUCUGAUAUCUCGGAUCCACCAAUGCCCGUCGGAAGUAUGAAUUUGUUAACAUCUCAUGCACAUCAAACCUUCCGUCAACCGUACACAAUGAUGAAAGAAGGCAUUAUCCACAAAAGUUCGCAUUCACCAUCAUUUUCAGCAUUGAUUAAUCGUUUAAAUGACGUAUCAACACCAACGAAUAGUACGGAUACGACGCGACGUGUUCGAUUUAAUCUUGAAUCGGAAGAUAAACAUCAACAAAGGACUAUUCUACCAUUACCAACAUCGAAUUCGCCAGGUCGACUAGCAGAUCAUGCGUUAAGACGAUUUGAACAAUUGUACAUGAAUCGAGAUCAUGUUUUAGAUAAACAAUCGUUAGAUUCGACAAUCUUAUUUUCAAAUUCGACAGUCGUCUAG